Molecule: messenger RNA, 375 nt
Organism: Pipistrellus nathusii (Nathusius's pipistrelle)
Lineage: Eukaryota; Metazoa; Chordata; Mammalia; Chiroptera; Vespertilionidae
Source: the annotation of a GenBank genome assembly
AUGAUGGGCAGAGGCAAAGAAGAUUACACUGGCAAAGACGUGCUGAUCCUGGGAGGUGGAGAUGGGGGCAUUUUAUGUGAAAUAGUCAAACUGAAACCAAAGAUGGUCACUAUGGUAGAGAUUGACCAAAUGGUGAUUGAUGGAUGUAAGAAAUACAUGCGAAAAACAUGUGGUGAUGUCUUAGACAAUCUUAAAGGAGACUGCUAUCAGGUUCUAGUAGAGGACUGUAUUUCGGUACUGGAGAGGUACGCCAAAGAAGGGAGAGAGUUAAAAAAAAAGAAAGAAAGAAAGAAAGAAAGAAAGAAAGAAAGAAAGAAAGAAAGAAAGAAAGAAAGAAAGAAAGAAAAGAAAAGAAGAAGAAGGGAGAGAGUUUGA